Messenger RNA from Dromaius novaehollandiae (emu), 2361 nucleotides. RefSeq names its product serpin family E member 1 (gene SERPINE1). Gene Ontology annotation, molecular function: serine-type endopeptidase inhibitor activity. The record is from RefSeq and is a predicted model, not a curated record. Lineage: Eukaryota; Metazoa; Chordata; Aves; Casuariiformes; Dromaiidae. Gene Ontology annotation, biological process: negative regulation of vascular wound healing; negative regulation of plasminogen activation. Bases 464 to 1660 code for a protein of 398 amino acids. The transcript has 9 exons.
CUCCCCGGCCCUCCCCGCCCCCCCCCGCCCCCGUCCCGCCCUUCAUAAGGAGCCGCCGGGGCCGCGGCCGCCCGCAGAGCCGCCAACAGCCGCACCGGGGCCAACACCGGGACACCGGGACACCGAGACCGGGACACCGAGACACCGGGACACCGAGACACCGGGACACCGAGACACCGAGACACCGAGAUCGGGAUACCAAGACCGGUACCAGCACCGAGACACCGAGACCGGGACACCGAGACACCGAGACCGGCACCGGGACACCAGCACUGAGACCGGCACCGGGACUGAGAGCGUCACCGAGACCGAGACACCGGGACCAAGACACCGGCACCAGCACUGAGACGGGGGCUGAGAACACCAAGACCGAGACACCGGCACCGAGACACCGGCACUGAGACACCAACACUGAGACACCGGCACCAACACCUGGACUGAGAGCAGCACCGAGACCAACAGGAUGCGGGCGGCGCUGGCGGCGCUGGCGUGGGUGGCCCUGGCGGGGACGGUGGCCCCGGCGGCGGGGGGCCCGGCGGGGGGCCGCGUGGCCCGGCUGGCGGCCGACUUCGGGGUGCGGCUCUUCCGGGAGGCCGUGGGGCGGCGGGGGGGCGGCAACGCCGUCUUCUCGCCCCACGGCGCGGCCGCCGUCCUGGCCGCCCUGCAGCUGGCCACCGCCGGGCCCAGCCGCCGCCAGCUCGAGGCCGCCAUGGGCUUCGGCAUCGACGAGCCGGGGGUGGCCCUGGAGCUGCGGCGGCUGCGGCAGGCGCUGGGGGGGCCGGGGUCCCGCCUGGCCGCGGCCGAGGGGCUCUUCGUGGCCCGGGAGCUGCCGCUGGCGCCCGGCGCCGUCGCCCGCUUCGUCCAGGCGCUGGGCCGGCCCCCGGCGCAGGUGGCCUUCGGGCAGCCCCAGCGGGCGCGCGACGUCCUCAACGCCUGGGUGCAGAACCACACGCACGGGAGCAUCCGGGGCUUCCUGCCGCCGGGCGCCGCCGGCCCCGGCACGCGGCUGCUGCUGGCGUCGGCCGUCGGCUUCGGGGGCUCCUGGCUGCGACCCUUCCCCGCCGCCGCCACCCGCCGCCGCCCCUUCCACCGCCCCGACGGCAGCGCCGCGCCCGCCCCCAUGAUGGAGCAGACGGCCAGGCUGCGCCACGGGGAGUUCGUGACGCCGCAGGGGCUGGAGUACGACGUGGCGGAGCUGCCGUACGGCGGCGGGGACGUCUCCAUGCUGGUGGCAGCGCCGGCCCGGCGCCACGUGCCGCUGGCCGCCCUCGCCGGGGCCCUCGACGGGGCCCUCGUGGCCGCCUGGGCCGCCAACAUGACCCGCGCCACCCGCGUCCUCGUGCUGCCCCGGUUCUCGCUGGAGACGGCCUGGGACCUGCGGGCGCCGCUGGAGGCGAUGGGUGUCCGCGCCGUCUUCCAGCCCGCGGCCGCCGACUUCUCGGCCCUCUGCGCCGAGGAGCCGCUCUUCUUGGCCCAGGCGCUGCAGAAAGUGCGGAUCCAGGUGAACGAGAGCGGCACCGAGGCGGCGGCGGCCACGGCCGCCGUCGUCUACUCCCGCAUGGCCCCGCCGGAGAUCCGCAUGGACCGGCCCUUCCUCUUCCUCGUGCGCCACAACCCCACCGGCACCAUCCUGUUCAUGGGGCAGGUGACGGACCCCUGAGCCGGCGGGAGCCCCACGGCGCUGGGGGGCUGCCCCACGGCGGGUUGCGGCCCCAUGGCCGGUCACGGCCCCACGGCGCCGGGUCACAGCCCCACGGUGGAUCACAGCCCCACAGACCUCGGGGGCUGCCCCACGGCGCUGGGGGGGCCCCAUGGCCGGUUGUGGCCCCAUGGACCUGGGGGGCUGCCCCACGGCGGGUCACAGCCCCACGGCGCCGGGGGUCGGGGGGGCAGCGUAAUUUAUUGGGGAAAUUAAUAUAUUUGGGGGUGGCCCCAGGGACGGGGUCGGAGCCGCUGUCCCCACGGGGUGACAGCAAUGACGGGGGUCGACUGCCGCGGCGCAGUGUUGGGGUCAGUCCCACGUCACGGUGUUGAGGUCAGCCCAAAAGUCCUGGUGUUGUGGGUCAGCCCCAGGUCACGGUGUUGUGGGUCAGCGCGAGGUGGCAGUGUUGUGGGACAGCCCCCGCUGCGGUGUUGUGAGUCACCCUUGGGUUGUGGUGAUGUGGGUCGGCCCCCGCCGUGGUGGUGUAGGUCACCGCUGGGUCGCGGUGUUGUGGGUCACCGCUGGGUUGCAGCAUUGUGGGUCACCGCCGGGUCGCAGUGUUGUGGGUCAGUCCCUGUCGCAGUGUUGUGGGUCACCGUGGGUCGCCCAGCGCUUCGCUGUCAUCGGGUUUCGGUUCCGAAUAAAGAGUUUUUUGGGGA